GCAUGUUGUGCAGGCUCCGCUGUUGCUGUCGAACACAUCUUUUCCGCUGGCCAUGAUACUAUCUCUCUUCAGCAUGCUAGUCUCCAACCCAACACUAUCAGGACAUUGAUGUUGCUUAAGCAGCAUCUGCGCCUCACUCAUAAUGCUAUCACAGUGAUUGAUUGA
Suillus subaureus is the source of this 165-nucleotide messenger RNA. RefSeq lists its product as uncharacterized. The annotation marks the transcript as partial. The record is from RefSeq and is a predicted model, not a curated record. Lineage: Eukaryota; Fungi; Basidiomycota; Agaricomycetes; Boletales; Suillaceae. The transcript has a single exon.